CUAGAUAUAUAGUUGACUUUUAUCAUAUAUUUUUGGAUUUUACUAGUUUUAAAAUAAGUUAGAUUGUUUGUGUUAGUUUAACAUUUUUAAUAUUAAUGCUACUUAAUUAUGGUAUUACAUUGUCAUGUAGAGGUGGUCAAUUAAGUGGGCAAACAAGAAAAGCCCAUUAUCAAGUGGAAAAUCAACCAAACAAAAAGUCACUUGAGCAACAAUUCCACCAUCAACUUGUUUCAAAUAUUUGGAUCGCCACAUCAUCAAUCACAACCCAUUUCUUCCUCUUUCUUCGGGAAGCAUCAAAAGAUAGUUGAACAGAUUGUUCGACAUUUACAAGAAAAUGGCGGUAUAACCUUCCCAAAAGAUCAGUUCAACGUAUCUGCUACAAAAACGGAGUAUGGGGGUUAUCAGUUAUUCAAUUAGUGGGGAGAUUAUAUGGCGUAUUUUUUGGUUCCGAUAUCUCCGGUCAAAUUAGGGUUUAUCAUAUAUAAAUCUGCAUAUCAACCCCUCAAACACACACAAAUAUACAGAAGCAGACGACACAAAGGAGAUCGAACCAUAAAUUCGUGAGUAGAGGGGUUGCAAUUGGGUUUUGAAUUGGGUAAUUAAGGAGAGAAGACAUCCAUUAGAAGAAAGCUUAGUCUCAAAUCUAAGGUCGAACAAGAGCAACAACGAGUCGCGGGGUGGAAGCCAAGUUCGUUCGGGUGUUCUUGAGCACAAAUUCAUGAGCGCAUGAACGGCAACACACCUAAUUCUAAACUCAAACGAAUCAGGAAGUAUAUAGAUCAAGAGAGAUUAAUCUACGCGUUUCAAAUAGAUCAACCAGAAGAAGAGAAACCAGAGGAAGUUAAACCAACAGAAGAUAAUCUAGAAGGAGCAAAAAUGGGUGAAAGAACCUUGAAGGAGAUGGCAGCCCCAAAUACGGGCGAUGAUCCUCUCUGCAUUGUGUUUCCAGAGCUGGACAAACCCCUCAAACUGAAUUCAGGUUUCCUUAAUCUUCUUCCCAAAUACUAUGGGAAGUCAGGUGAGAAUCCUCAUCGACAUUUAAAAGAGUUUAAGGUUGUUUGUUCUUCUAUGAAUCUUGAAGGAGUCGAACAUGAUCAUAUUAGAUUGCAUGCUUUUCCUUUUUCUUUGCAAGAUGUGGCUAAAGAUUGGUUGUAUGAUCUUCUUGCUGGAUCAAUUACGACUUGGAAUGUUAUGGCAUCAGCUUUUCUAGGAAAGUACUUUCCAGCAAGUCUAAUUGGAUCCAUCAGGAAGGAGAUAUGUGGUAUUAGGCAGAAUGAUAAUGAGUCCUUGUAUGAAUAUUGGGAACAUUUUAAGAGAUUAUGUUCAUCCUGUCCCCAACAUCAGAUUAGUGACCAACUAUUAAUUCAAUACUUUUAUGAAGGCCUAUUACCUACUGAUAGGGGUAUGAUAGAUGCUUCGAGUGGGGGGCAUUAGUGGACAAAACACCAACCCAAGCUAGGGCUUUAAUUUCUAAUAUGGCUCAAAACACCCAACAACAUGACACAAGAAAUGAUGUUAAAAGAGUAAAUGGUGUUGAUUUAAGUGGAAUUCAGAAUCAACUACAAGAAAAUGCUCAACAAAUUGCUACUUUAACGACUCUUGUGUCUAAAAUUGUUGCUAGUAACGAGUCUAAAGCUAGAGUUUGUGGAAUUUGUUGUAAUGAGUCUCAUUCUACUGAUAAAUGUCCUGAAUUGCAAACUGAAGAUGUGAAUGCUAUAGGUGGUUAUUCUGGUCAAAGAAAAUAUGAUCCUUACUCACAGACUUAUAAUGAAGGUUGGAAAGACCACCCUAAUCUAAGGUAUGGAAAUAGACCACAACUUCCACAAUCUAAUCAACCAAGGCAAUACGGUCAACCAAAUCCACCACCCCAAUCUGGUCCUUCACUAGAAGAUUUAGUUAAACAACUAACAAAUCAAAUAGGACAAGUCCAUAACCAGGGUGUUGAGUAUCAAAAGAAAAUUGACACGCGCCUUCAUCAUAUAGACACUCAAAUAGGUCAGAUUUGCACUUCUCUAAGUAAUCUUGAAACUCAACUUUCAGGUAAACUUCCAUCACAAACAAUCCCUAAUCCCAAUGGUCAUGUUAAAGCCGUCACACUUAGGAGUGGUAAAGUGCUAACUGAACCUAAAAUGAAAAGCCGUGAAGUUGAAAAAGAGAUAGAAGUCAAUUCUAAAGUUGGAUCAAGGGAAAGAGUGGAAAGUGAGGGUACUGUGAAGGAGAGUGAAAAAGAAAAUGAAGGGGAGAGUAAAACUGAAUCUGAUUCUGUUGUUUCUCGUUUUAAAGAUUGGCCUCCUUUCCCUUCUCGAUUUGCUAAAGCUAAGAAAGAGAGUCUUGACAAUGAAAUUCUAGAAACUUUUAGGAAAAUUGAAGUCAAUAUUCCCCUUCUUGAUGCUAUUAAACAGGUACCUCGUUAUGCAAAUUUUCUUAAGGAACUUUGUACUAACAAAAGGCAUUUUCGUCCUUCUAAAAAGGUAAGUAUGGGGGAAAAUAUUUCAGCUAUUAUCCAAAAGAAGCUUCCCCCUAAGUGUAAGGAUCCUGGCAUGUUUUGUAUUCCUUGCAAAAUUGGUGAUUCUAAGUUUGAAAGGUGUAUGCUAGAUUUAGGAGCCUCCAUUAAUGUUAUGCCAAAAUCUGUUUAUGAUACUUUAAAUGUGGGUUCUUUGUCUAAAACUGAUAUUGUUAUUCAGUUAGCUGAUAGAUCAAACACAUUUCCAAUAGGAGUCUUAGAAGAUGUACUUGUGCAAGUGAAUGAAUUGGUAUUUCCUGCUGAUUUUUAUGUUCUUGAUAUGGGUGAUAGAAGCGAUAGUGUUCCACUGUUGUUAGGUAGACCAUUCCUGAAAACUUCUAAGACUAAAAUUGAUGUUCAUGAGGGUAAUCUAACUAUGGAAUUUGAUGGAGAAAUUAUUAAGUUUAAUAUUUUUGAUGCUAUGAGAUACCCAAGUGAUAUCAAUAAUGUUAGUUUCAUAGAUACUUUUGAUGCUUUUGAUUGGAUGGCUCAGGAUGUAUUUGAUAAGUGGUGUGACAAACUGUUUGAAAAUGAUGUUCCUGAUUAUAUGCGUGAAAUUUCUUAUUCUUCUGUUGUAGCCGCGUCUGAUGUGGUUGAUGUGAAUGAAAAGUCUGAUUUUUCUUUCCCUUUAUAUGUGCCUAAAUUGAUUCCUUCUAUUGUUCAAGCACCUAUUUUAGAGAUAAAACCCUUGCCUUCUAAUCUGAAAUAUGUUUAUUUGGGGGCUAAUGAGACAUUGCCUGUGAUUAUUUCAAGCUCAUUAAAUGAAUUUCAAGAAGCAAAGUUGUUGAAUGUGCUUAAAAAUUAUAAAGAGGCAAUAGGAUGGACUUUAGCAGACAUAAAAGGCAUUAGUCCCACCUUAUGCAUGCAUAGAAUAUUUCUUGAAUAG
Molecule: messenger RNA, 3389 nt
Organism: Spinacia oleracea (spinach)
Lineage: Eukaryota; Viridiplantae; Streptophyta; Magnoliopsida; Caryophyllales; Amaranthaceae
Exons: 2
Coding region: 1476-3389 (637 amino acids)
Source: RefSeq, a predicted model, not a curated record